Messenger RNA from Durusdinium trenchii, 2346 nucleotides. The record is from the annotation of a GenBank genome assembly. Lineage: Eukaryota; Dinophyceae; Suessiales; Symbiodiniaceae.
CCACUUCAAAAGAAAGAUAAGCACAAAGGCUUGAGUAGCCGGCAGCUCGCCAUGAUGGAGGAGGCGUCCAGCAAGAUUCAUUUGCUCCACAUGCCCCAUGAAGUAUGUGCUGGAAUCGUGUGGAGCUUGAGUGUGGCGGACACUGCCCGCUUGGCCCCCAGCUGCAAACUGUUUGGCCAGGAGACAGCAGAUGCAGAGCUUUGGUUCCAGUUGUUUUUGAGAACUUGUUGGCCUCCGUCCGGCGCACUGCUGGCCUUCGCAGAGGGAACAACAACACCAGUCGGGAUCGAUUGGAGAGCACGUUUGCAGGUGAGAAUGGAAUCCACUCCAACAAUUGUUGUGGACAUUGGUCGAGGAUACACCAAGUACACUGUUGCUCAUGGAGUUAGAGGGCGAUGGGAAUUGGAUGGGUAUCCUCCACAGCUAGUUCAGUUGUGCUCCUCACCCACACACCCACCUGAUUGCGACAGGAAUGAACAACUUAGCUAUAUCCAUCACUGCCUCGACAGAGCAUUCAUGGCUGCGGCACAAGAUCCCUCUCACAGACUCCACAAGGCCGCAUUAGGUCCAAGUUCGGAGCUCAAAGUUGGACACUACGCUGUUCGUGCUGAGGACCUCUCCCUCGUCAGGCUACGUGCACGGGAAGAGGGGGGAGGCGGUGACGCCUCAGAUGGCCGCUGGUUAGUUGAGCCCACAAUUGGCACAUCCCGAGACUCAGAAAGGCAACAGGUCGACCAAGAAAGACUUCUUGCUGUCAGACGAGCACAUGAUUUGCCCAUUUUGAUUGGAGAGCCCUUCGUGAUCACAGCAAAUCGAAGUGAAAUGGGAGCACAGUGGGAUAGUCACAUCCGUUCGCAAUUGAGCAACCAGCGACCAGGCGCUGUACAAGUUGUUUCACAAGCACAGAUGGCAUUGUGGGCACAUGGCAUUGACCACGGCAUUGUGGUGAACAUUGGGCAAGCUCAAACCAUUGCAGUGCCAGUCGUAAGAGGAGAGGUGAUAGGUUCGUGUUCAACCAGGUGCAAUGUUGGCUCUGCCGAUUUGACGCAGGUCAUGGUCUCUUUAAUGGUUCGAAAAGCCCCUUCUGUGGACAGCUCUCUCAUGACAUGGUGUCGAGAUCUCAAGGAAGCUUACUGCUAUGUGUCUCCACCAGGCAGAGGCAGCAUGAGAGCCAGGCUGGCAGCCGGGGAUGACUUUGGAAUCAGGCCAAUACCAGUUGACCUUCCAGAUUAUGCUGGAAUCCGAAAUGCAGGCACCUUGGAGCUGGCUGAGGAACGUGUACUUGUGCCUGAAGUUCUUUUUGAAGCAAAUCGAGGAGGCCAGAGCCUUCCUUCCAUCAUUGUCCAGUGUGCAAAUGCCGUGCAGUCUUUAGGAAAGUACAAGCGAGAUGAUAUCGCCGACUUGCUAAGACAAGUUGUGCUGGUGGGCGGUGCUGCAGAUUUUCCCGGGAUUCGCCCCCGUGUGGAGUAUGAGAUGCGAAGCCUUUUGCACGGGGCAGAGUACCAACAGCUGAGUAGCUGUUUCGAAUCAACAGAGGAUGUUUAUGUUCUGAAUCCUCCAUUGGAUCGCUCCUCAAACCCACUGGUCUCACCACGUUUUGUGCCUCUCUUUGGUGGCUGCGUACGGGCUGCGAGCUCGGCAGGGUAUGGAGCUUUGGAGCGGGACAAGAAUAUUGGAGCACUUCGCAGCUUGCCCUUGCAGGCUGAAGAUCUUGGCCAAGGAACUGAAGGCCACCGGGGCAAUUUAUUGCAACGGCGGUUGCUUGCAUUGCAGCUUCCGCAAAUCUUCCGCACUGGUGGUGGUGGAGGCGAAGACGAUCAGAUCUGGCAGAUGUUUGAGGAUGACGAUGACGAGAUGGAGGAUGCUGAAGGAUUUGAUUCAGCAAGCAUAACCAGCUUGGACGAAUCAGGGAGCGAGCCAUGUGAGAACCCCCACAGCCCCGGUCAGAGUUCUGAGCAGAGCCCUUUGCAAUCUCUGCCCGAGAGCUCAGACCACAAAGGCAAGGGGAAGGGAGAACGGUCACGCGAAAAUCAGCGAAGAGCAGACGGAGGAAAGGCCCGCGGAAAGGGCGGCAAGGGAAAAUCAAAAGGCAGAGUCCGUAUGUGGCGUCCUGUCCAAAGUGGGGAUCAGAACUGAGAGCUGUGUACAAAUGCCAGGCACCAAGUAGGUGUGAUUUUCCAUCCUCAGCUGAUCCCUGUGCUAUCCUGGGACUUCUCUCGAUACAAGUGCCAAAAUAUUCAGUAGGUGUGACAAACUUAUUCUUCUUGAGCGUUGCUGCUGCCUGAAGAUGUACAGUACCAGAGUUUCGGAUCCUGCUUUUCUUGAACAACUAUCGUUGUAGCGUAA